This is a messenger RNA of Salmo salar (Atlantic salmon), 1710 nucleotides long. Its product is annotated as mannose-binding protein C. NCBI's taxonomy places the organism in Eukaryota, Metazoa, Chordata, Actinopteri, Salmoniformes, Salmonidae. Gene Ontology annotation, cellular component: multivesicular body. The record is from RefSeq and is a predicted model, not a curated record.
UACCAUAAAGUUGCAGAAGUUAUACAUUGGCACAGAGAACAAUGUACUGUGUGUACUAUAACAGCAACUAUUGAUCUGUGUACUGAUAAGGCAUCAAGUCUACUAUAAAGUAGAAGACUAUAAACCGGUGUACACUGUCAAUAGGCAUAAACAGAGCUCAGUAUCUUUACUGUAACAGCAACUAUUGAUCUGUGUACUCAUCCUGCUUCAUAUAGAGAACUACCACAAAGAGACCACUAGAUGGCGAUGCCCCGGUUGUUUCUCAGCAUUCUGCUGACCUCACAGUUGACUGUCUACCUGCCAAGUGAAGCCCAAAUCCCUCCCCUUCCCACUUCCAGCCCGAGCUGCCUAGCUUAUCCCGGUGUUCCUGGCACACCUGGUCAUAACGGUCUGCCUGGGAGAGAUGGGAGGGACGGGCAUGAUGGAGUAACAGGACCCAAGGGAGAGAAAGGAUACCCUGGAGGAAUAGGGGCACAGGGACCCCCUGGUGAUGUGGGGCCAGCUGGACCUAAAGGGGAGAUAGGGGAGCCAGGAGAUGCUGGAGGAAACAGUGUGAUCAGCCAUUUACUCGCUGAGAUCCAACAGCUCAAAGCCAGACAGGCUAAUCUUGAGAAAGAACAGCCUCAAUUCAUCGGGGCAUGGACUCUACAAGGUGUCGAAAGCGUUCCACAGGGAUGCUGGGCCAUGUUGACUCCAAUGCUUCCCACAGUUGUGUCAAGUUGGCUGGAUGUCCUUUGGGUGGUGGACCAUUCUUGAUACACACGGGAAACUAUUGAGUGUGAAAAACCCAGCAGCAUUGCAGUUCUUCACACACUCAAACCAGUGUGCCUGGCACCUACUACCAUACUCCGUUCAAAGGCACUUAAAUUGUUUGUCUUGACCAUUCACCUUCUGAAUGGCACACAUACACAAUUCAUGUCUCAAAUUAUUCUUUAACCUGUUAUUCUUUAACCUGUCUCCUCCCCUUCAUGUAUUUCAAUAAGGGAUCAUAGCUUUCACCUGGAUUCACCUGGUCAGUCUAUGUCAUGGAAAGAGCAGGGGUUCCUAAUGUUUUAUACACUCAGUGUGUUUCACAUUUAUAUCCACAUUCAACAAGGAAAUCGGUCAGUAUGACUCACAGAAACGAUUACAUUAUUUAUUUCAAGCUGCAAGCUUCAAGGUCUUCCAGAAGGCAGGGGACAAAUAUCUGGUGUCCAAUGGAGUGCUGGGGAGUUUCGAUGAAGGUUUGAAGUUCUGCAACAACUUUGGUGCGACGCUGGUUAUGCCAAGGAAUGAUGUGGAGAACCAAGCUCUUUCCAAAUUCAUUGUUGGUGCUUCUUAUGGUUUCCUGGGAGCAACAGACAGGAAAACAGAGGGUGUUUGGGUAGAUUUGAAUGAUGAGCCACUGACGUAUCUGGACUGGCUGAGUGGAGAACCAAACAGUGGAGGUAAUGGUAUAGAAGACUGUAUUGCAACAACAACCUCUGGACCUUGGGUUGAUAUUACCUGUGACGCAAACUUUGUUAUAAUAUGUGAAAUUUAAACAUUUAAAGAUGGGAUUUCUGUCCAUAAAAUAACUGACCUACAUUUUUAUUGCUCCUUAAUGAAUAUUCAAGCAAAUUAUCUUACCAAAUCUUACAAGGCAAUAGUAAUAUAUCACAACCAUCCAGCAGACACUGUUAUUGAGAGCUGCAAAUUAUUUACAGACUGUCAAUAAAAUGAAUAAAAACA